Ciona intestinalis (vase tunicate) is the source of this 3511-nucleotide messenger RNA. Its product is annotated as TBC1 domain family member 16-like. Gene Ontology annotation, cellular component: early endosome. NCBI's taxonomy places the organism in Eukaryota, Metazoa, Chordata, Ascidiacea, Phlebobranchia, Cionidae. Gene Ontology annotation, biological process: activation of GTPase activity. The record is from RefSeq and is a predicted model, not a curated record. Gene Ontology annotation, molecular function: GTPase activator activity.
UACUAAAACACAUAUUUGUUGUUUAAAAUAAAUGUACAAAGUCUGUUAAAAUUAUAAAGUUUAAAAUUUUAUGCUGCCUUUCUAUUACAGUGUGUUUCUGUCAUCUUUCAUGAUUGUUUAUUUUCAGCUGGUGUAGGGUGCUAAUAUAAUAUGUCCGCGCAAUUUUUUCAAAAGCUUCUAAACCCUGUAUCUGCAUCCAAAGCUGCUCCGUUAGAUGGUGAGAUUCUCUACAGUCGUAACAGUGUGUGUAUACACCCACCAAGUCUCCUUUCAAAUGCAAUUCUGCACCAUACUGGAUACCUGACUAUCACAGCAAAAGUAGAACCAAAUUCAACAGCCUUGCUGCUAAACUGGAGUCCUAACAGCAAAACCGAAAAUGACAAUAUAAAAUCCAAGCCAGACAAUUUGCCGAGUAAAGAACAGAAUGAAGAAAAUGAAGUCAAAUAUGAAGAUGCUGAAGAACUAGAAACCAAGGCAAUUAUCAAUGGUUUAGAUGAAAAUAUCGAUGUUUCAGAGCCUUGUAUAGAACCAGAUGAUAACAGCGCUGACUUGAAUAAAUCUCCCCAAGCAAUUCAUAAUUUUCAAUUUCCAGAAAAUUCUAUAAGAUAUAAAAAUGGCUCCCCCUCCUAUAACCAAGGCCACGUCAUCAGACCACCAAAAAACCAAGCAUUUGGCUCAUUUCAUGUAAACCUUGCAGAAAUGAGGUCGAUGAGGGUGUUUUUCCGGAACGACUCUUGUACUUGUGGAGAGUUGAUCAUUGCAAGCCAGGAAUCUCAAUACAAAGUUCUUCAUUUCCACAUGGGUGGACUUGACUGCGUUGCUACAGUUCUACUUGAGUGGAAAGCUUUAGUAAAACGAAGCAAGAACAGCUCAAAUACUGCUUUAGGAAUCCACCAUUUUUCUAUAGUGAAGCCACUACUUCAUCCAAACCAGAGGCAUCCAGAAGAAGGGUUGUAUAAAGGUCUAACAACAGAUACAUGGAACUUGCUCAGUGAUGAAUACGGUCGUAUUCAGAAUGAAGAAAAGAUUCAAAAAGCUGUCUUUUUCGGGGGCGUUGAAAAAGAGCUUAGACACCAAGUUUGGCCAUUUUUACUCAAGUAUUAUAAACUUGAUUCAACUGUAGUUGAACGAGAUGAAUACAGGAUAAAAAAGAUGAAUAAAUAUAAAAAUAUAAAUGAAGCCGGACUUCAUAUUAUGGAGAAAACCAAUGGAAAGGAAUUGGAUUUCUGGAAAAAUGUUGCUUGUUCUGUUGAAAAAGAUGUUCUGCGCACAGAUAGAGCAAAUCCGUAUUAUCAAGGAGAAGGAAACCCAAAUUUAGACGUUUUGCAAAGAAUACUGUUCAAUUACUCAGUUUAUUCAAAGACAGGAUACACACAAGGAAUGUCAGAUCUUCUAUCUCCACUUCUGAUAGAACUGGCAAAUGAGAGUGAUACCUUCUGGUGUUUUGUUGGUUUGAUGCAAAGAACCAUAUUUAUCAGCUCACCCUCUGACCAGGACAUGGAGAAACAGCUUCUUUACCUUCGUGAGAUGCUGCGCUUGAUGCUGCCACAGUUUUAUAGCCACCUUAUCACAUGCGGCCCAGGGUCUAUGGAGCUACUGUUUACGCAUAGAUGGAUUUUGCUUUGUUUUAAAAGGGAGUUCACAGAAGAUGAAGCUUUGCUUGUAUGGGAAGCAUGCUGGGCUCAUUACCAGACCAACUAUUUCCAUCUCUUUGUUAGUGUGGCUAUAAUAUCUUUAUACGGCACAGACGUGUAUGAAAACAAACUUGCAUCCGAUGAAAUGUUGUUGCAUUUCUCGCACCUUGCCAUGCAAAUGAAUGGCCAACUAGUACUGAAGAAGGCAAGGGGUUUACUGCAUAACUUCAGAAUGAGGAAGCACCUGCCGUGUACUUUACGUGACAUUUGUUGCUUGCCGUCCACAUAUGCAGAGGAGGCGGCAAGCCAACCAAAGUUCCGAUGUGCGGGUUCAAAUGAGUGCGAGGAUGGUUGUGUAUAUGGUGGCAUAGAUGAUGCAAUGAAUGAACCAAGGUUUAAUAUUCCUAAGUUUUUCAAGCAACAAGUUAAAACCCUGGAAGAGCAGUUCAAAAUAUAAGGAACUAGUCUACCAGAGAAACAGAAAACUGAUUAUCAUAAGUCAACCCAUUUAGGGCAGAUGUCAGCAUAAGAACAUAAUCUGCUUUUCCUAGUUUAAAUGCAUACUUUACUACUUGUUACAUCACAAUGCCAAUAAUCCCAUGUCAGUGAUGUCACAUAGAAUUAGGUAGAUAAUGUUAUACAAUGCAAUUACACGCUAGUGCAAUGUAGUGUGCUUACAAAGUUUUUUUCCCUUUAUAUGUGCUUGGUGCAAGCUUUGAUGCACUUACCUCAUACUUCAUGCAAUUUAUUGAUUCAACAAGACUCAACAAUUUAUAUAUAUGAUAAUGUAGUCGAUUAAAUGCCCAUUCCAUGUAUUUCUGUAUCUAAAAUGAACACAAAUUUUAAGGAAAUAUCCAGCAUAAAUAAGACUUUCGCUUAACUUUCCCAAAUUCUACACAAUAUAUCCAUAGAUUUUCUUAUACAUUGUAUAUGAAAAACCACAUUGCCCAAUGAAGCCCACUCAAAAUCAAGCAAAACUUUUUACACUGUGUUGUUAUUACUAAACCUGCAAUUACUAAUUCAUAAUGAAAUAAUUGUUAUUUUUUUGCAUGAUAUAUAUCAAAACGUUGUAAAUUUUAAGAAAAUAAUUUAAAUAAAGUGAAUAUUAUUAUAUUCCACUCAUUCAUUUUGCACAAAAACAGCAACAAGUUUUUAUAAAAUAAAAAGUGUAACCCAUUUUUAUAUUCUGGUGUAUUUUAUGUUUUUUGUUUACCUAGUCAUUUUUCACCAUAGACUAAGCAAAAAGAGAAUAGAUAUAAAUAAUAAACAUAUAAUUAGAAAUUUAUUUCCAUGUAUAUAUAUAUAAAUAUAUAAUAUGUCAUUGUAAUUUGUUUUGUAUAAUUUUGUUUUCCAUUUUUGUUUCUAACUUCUCUCACAAAAGCAAGUGUUUUAUUUCUUACUGCUUUUUCUCUAAACCUCCUGUCACAUUCUUAUGUAUGCUCGUUUUCUGUAUGAAGCAAUCACCAUUUUAUAUUUUGCGUUUGCACCAACAUUUAUAAAAUCUACAAUCACAACAGUUAUGGCUGACAACACUUUAAAAUAUUAUAAAGUUUUUAAGCGCAAGUUUUAUAGACAAAUGUUCUUGUUUGUAAUGCUUAUCACAAUCAACUUUUUAUUGGUACGAUAAAUCAAAAAUUAAAUCACUAAAAUUUUAUUGCAUCCUAUUUUGAUGUUUUGGAUGCAGUAUGUAAAUUGCACACAUAAUAUCAAGCCUUUGCCAAUCAUUUAUUAUGACAUGGGAUAGUAACACAAGUUAUAACCCAUUUAAUUGGUGUUUGUUUAAUCAUUGCCUUGCCACUGUAGUGAUAAAUGUAGAUUUAUUUCUGUUAGCUAACAACAUUCUCUCACUAGCAUUUGCUUUUUUCUAACUGUUUGUA